AUGUCCACCGCCCCAUGCACCAUCCUCGUCGUCGGCGCGACAGGCCAACAAGGGGGUUCCGUGCUCGCCGAGCUUUCUCGACAGCUAUCGACCACGCCCGAGGCCAAGGUCAAGGUCCUCGCGCUAACUCGGACGGCUUCCUCGCCCAAAGCACAGGCCCUGCCCUCCAAGUACCCUUCCCUAGACCUAAGCGUCGUGGAAGGCGACGCUCGGCAUCCGGAGCCCAUAUUCGAGGCUCACCCGGACAUCGAUGCCGUGUUCAGCUACACGACGCCACCGGACGAGGAACCGCAGGCCACACACCUCGUCGAUGCGGCGUGUGCGCACGCCUCGCCUGAGAAACCGACGCAUUUCGUCUUUUCGAGCGUAGAUCGUGGCGGCGAACCGAAGUCCUGGGACACGCCUACUGAUGUCCCACAUUUUGCGCAGAAGCACAAUGUUGAGCUGCAUCUGCGCACCGUCGCCGAGGGCUCGGAUGGUAAACUGACUUACACGAUCCUCAGGCCUGUCGCUUUCAUGGAUAAUCUGAACCCAGGCGGUACUUUCGGCAUGGUAUUCGCCAGCCUCUGGAGCACCAUGUCCGCGUCUUGCAAGCUACAACUCGUCAGCGUGCGGGACAUCGGGGUCUUCGCCUCUAAAGCCCUUCUCCACCGCGCCGAUCCGCGUUUCCGCAACCGCGCCCUCGGGCUCGCAGGCGACGAGCUGACGCUCGAGGAGGCGCGCGCCGUGUACGCGCGCGUAGCCGGGGGAGGAGGAGCGGCGCUCCCGCAGGCGUGGACUGUGGUGGGGUGGGCGGUGCGCGGGCUGGUGGCGCGCAACAACGUGGGGUCUAUGUUUCGCUGGUUCGAGACGGAUGGGUACGGCGUCGAUAUCGAUGCGCUGAGGGCCGAGGAGCCGCGGGUGCAGAAUUUGGAGGCGUGGUUGAGGGAGAGUAGUAAGUUUGAGUUUGCAAGCGGGGAGGAAAGGGACGGAUGA
Messenger RNA from Daldinia vernicosa, 975 nucleotides. Its product is annotated as NAD(P)-binding protein. Lineage: Eukaryota; Fungi; Ascomycota; Sordariomycetes; Xylariales; Hypoxylaceae. Bases 1 to 975 code for a protein of 324 amino acids. The record is from RefSeq and is a predicted model, not a curated record. The transcript has 2 exons.